Messenger RNA from Polyodon spathula (Mississippi paddlefish), 809 nucleotides. Its product is annotated as transcription elongation factor SPT5-like. Bases 71 to 475 code for a protein of 134 amino acids. Lineage: Eukaryota; Metazoa; Chordata; Actinopteri; Acipenseriformes; Polyodontidae. The record is from RefSeq and is a predicted model, not a curated record. The transcript is spliced from 3 exons.
ACCGACCCAUUGUUGCCCCGCUCCCUCUCCACAGGCCAGCCCCAGUCCCAGCCCUGUGGGUUACAGCCCGAUGACCCCCGGAGCGCCCUCUCCUGGUGGGUACAACCCUCACACCCCCGGCUCCAGCAUCGACCAGAGCUCCUGUGACUGGGUGACCACGGAUAUCCUGGUGCUGGUUCGAGACACCUUCCCGGACAGCCAGGUGGUGGGAAAAACUGGGGUUAUACGCAGUGUCUCGGGUGGCAUGUGCUCUGUGUUUCUACAGGGCUCUGACAAAGUCGUCAGCAUCUCCAGCGAACAUCUCGAACCGCUAACGCCAACCAAAAACGACAAGGUGAAGGUUAUUUUGGGAGAGGAUCGUGAAGCCACUGGCAUCCUGUUGAGCAUUGACGGGGAGGAUGGUAUCGUGAGGAUGGAGCUGGAUGAGCUGUUGAAAAUCCUGAAUCUCCGAUUCCUGGGCAAGCUGGAAGUGUGACCUGCCUGGCUCCCUCGCCUCCGCUCCACGCACUGGCUCUCCAGGAAGCAGCUUCUGCUGAAACAAGACAACAAAAACCGAAGUCAUGCUUUUCUGCUUCGGUAGCUUUAUUUUUUUUUGCAGUACCACGGUCAAAAAAAAAAAGAAAAAAAACACUCACGAAUUUAUGAUUGUUAGAAAGGAGGGAUAUUAUUUUUCUGUUUUGAAAAGUGUUUAGGUAGUGGUUUGACAACCCGCCCUGCAUUUCAGUGCAGCAUUACUGUGAUUUUUGUCUAGUGUUGUUUUUUUGCCAUUUAAAUUACAGGCUUCAAUAAAACCUUGUUAAUGUAAAAAA